CAAAUCGAAACUAAUUUAGUUUUUGAAGCUGAAAUUCUUUUGCAAUGGCAUAGAUAUUUGGAUUCUGUCUCAUUUUAAUUGUGGAAUUCUAAUCUAAGCUUGAGGCUAAAGACCCUACCGUAGGAGUGGAAAAGCAACCUGAAAGCUCAAAUCUUUCAUCUAAAAAUGUCAAAGCACACAAAUUCUGCCGAUUUGUCUUCACUUACGAAGGCGAAUAAACACACCGCUCUUUCUGUGGUUGGGAGAUCUUAACGUAUUCAAAAUGCAAUUUCUCCCUCCCAAGACAAGGAAAUUGACCGUAUAAUCGAAGAGAUAACUUUGAGUGAAGGUGAAAAGGAUGUUGUGCCACUUGAUGAGGACGAGGAACUACCAUAGCCAAUCAAGACGCAGAAGAGCUUCGAAGAAAAAGUUGACUAUCUUUUACAAACAAAUUGAUGAACAACUAAAGACUAUAGAAGAAUUGAACUUCAAGGCUACAAAGGAUUCUUCCCCAAUUGGAAGCCCUCGGGGAGCAGUUGUCAGAUAUCGAAACUUGUAUUUUGAGUCGCAAAAGCAGAUUGAAUCCUUGAUGAAUGAAAACCAUCAACUAGCUCUCAAGUUGGAACGAGCCCUUGGCAAACUCGAAGCAUAUGAGAAUGGAGCCAGUGCAAUUUCUGAAGGAUUGAAGAAAAUGAAGGAGACGAUCUUGGUCACAAACUUGACAAGAUCAACUGAAACUGCAGUGAAUUUUUCUACUCAGGCCUUUCCUUUGAUGGAUGCAGGUGCAGAGCCUCUUAAGAAGAAGAAAGCUCGUACCGGUAAAUAGGCUUCAAUUUAGAUA
Hibiscus syriacus is the source of this 820-nucleotide messenger RNA. RefSeq lists its product as uncharacterized. NCBI's taxonomy places the organism in Eukaryota, Viridiplantae, Streptophyta, Magnoliopsida, Malvales, Malvaceae. Bases 338 to 805 code for a protein of 155 amino acids. The transcript is spliced from 4 exons. The record is from RefSeq and is a predicted model, not a curated record.